Molecule: messenger RNA, 2240 nt
Organism: Thelazia callipaeda (thelaziosis nematode)
Lineage: Eukaryota; Metazoa; Nematoda; Chromadorea; Rhabditida; Thelaziidae
Source: the annotation of a GenBank genome assembly
AUGACAUCUUUAAUAUCGUCACUUUUUUCACGUGAUCCCAAGAGUGUAUUUCCAUAUGAACUGCCUAGCAGUAGUUUCUAUACGUUUGAUGGUAUAUCAGUUGGAAAAAGUUUCAAAAAGGCCGAACCUUCAGAAUACGUCACCUGUUUCUGGGCAUCAUUAUCGGAAUAUGGUCCAGGAUCAAUGUUAAAAUCUCAAGCACGUAAGCUAAAGACCCUUCGGCACCCUAACGUUUUGGUUUAUUUGGAUAGCAUUGAGAUUAAUGGUAUGUUUUAUUUGAUAACCGAAACUUGUGUACCUUUGAAAAUUUACGUUACGCAAAAUCAUUUCUCUGGUACGCAGAAAGAUUUAGUCAUAUCUUGGGGUCUCUUUCAAUUGAUGAAUUGCUUAAAAUUCUUACACCAAGAAGCUAAAUUAAGUCAUGAAGAUAUUCGACAUUCUGUAUAUGUCACUAAAAGUGGAGACUGGAAACUUGGUGGUUUUGAGAAGUCAGUUAGUUUUAGCAAUCCUCGUGUUGAUCUAAAUUCGCUAGCCUUACUAACCUGGGAAAUUUUCAAUGGUUUCGAUGAGUCAAAGACAAAACCAGAAGGACCGAAAAAAGUUCCUGAGCGAUUGCAAGAGCAUUAUAAAAAAAUGGCGACAUCUCAAGCAGCAAAACAGGAUUCUGGAGAUUUAUUGAGAGAAUUACGUCGUGCGGGUGGCUUUUUUAAAAACCGAUACGUUGACACGCUCCUGUUUCUGGAUGAAUUCCAAUUAAAAGAGCCUCACGAAAAACAAGUUUUUUUCUCAGAGCUGAAGAAUGAAUUGGAUAUUUUUCCAGAUGACGUUGCCAAAUACAGAAUCCUUCCGAAAUUGAUUCAUAGUUAUGAAUAUGGUGAUGCUGGAUCACACGUUUUGACGCCACUGUUUCAUUUGGGACGUUUGUUGGAUGAAAAUGAAUAUCAACAGCGUAUUGUGCCUUGUCUUUGUAAAUUGUUUAGUUCACCAGAUCGUGUGACACGUGUAAAAUUAUUGGAAAAAAUCGACGAAUUCAUCUCUCAUCUAACAUUUCAGAUUGUGAACGAAAAAAUAUAUGGGAAUAUUGUAUCUGGUUUUAUGGAUACUAGUCCUGCUGUUCGUGAAAGUACAGUAAAAGCCGUGGUUUCAUUGGCUGAAAAACUGAGUAGCCAGAACUUAAAUAUUGAUUUGAUGCGUCAUUUGGCAAGGUUGCAAGGCUCAGAUGAUCAACCCGGCAUCCGAACAAAUGCAACAAUCUGCCUUGGUAAAAUUGGUUGUUACAUUGAUCCUAAUCAGCGUCAACGCAUUUUAAUCAGCGCAUUUACUCGCGCGCUUAAAGAUCCAUUUCCUCCUGCAAGAAUGGCAGCUAUAUUAGCUCUUAGUGCUACCCAACAGUAUUACUCAUUAGUAGAAGUUGCGAAUCGGAUAUUACCAGCUUUGUCACCAAUCACCUGCGAUCCAGAAAAGCAGGUAAGGGAUCAGAGCUUCAAAGCACUGCAUGGUUUCAUUGAAAAGUUGGAAAAGGCGAGCGAAAAUCCUGAACUAAUACCAGAACUUGAAGCACAAGUAAAAGCAGGAGGAAAAAAUGGUUUGCUUGGCAGUGACAAGGUACCACAAUGGGCAAAUUGGGCAAUAAAAGCACUUUCGAGUAAAUUCUACAAGAGUUCGGCACAGAAUCCACUCAGUCCAACUAACAAAGAGGAUGCAUGCCGUCAAAAAUCGGUAGAUAGUACAAGCAAAUCAUCAGCAUUAAAAUUGCAUGAAGUCUCUCCAGAGACAUUUUUAAAUGAUGAUUGUGGUGAACUAGAAGAUAAUUCCUCUGUUGAAGAUAAAUGGGAAGAUGCCGAUGAUACCAUUGCAGCACAUUCAGAAAAGACUACUGAUGGAUGGGAUGACAAUUGGGAAGGGAUAACGGAAAAGAAAGAUCCAUUCACGACUCUAUCAAGUUCACUGAAGAAAUCGUCUAUAAAAACAGGAUUGAAUUUGCAAAGUACAGCUAAAAAACUUGGAGCUGAGGAUGAUUUGGAUUAUUUGUUGGAUAUAAAGUCGGAACCAAGUGCAUUUGAUCAGAUUUAUAAGAGUGGGGCUAAAAGUAAGAACUCACUGCUUUCGAAAAAUACUGGCAACGCGCUUACAGAUGGUUGGAAUGAUAGUUCAUUUAUAGAUGGCUGGGAGGAUGAUAUCAGUUCAGGUAGGAGUAUUGUCUCUUCUUUUUGCAAGAAUUUUAUAGCAAGGAUGUAAAA